AUGCCUAUGUCCGCUCGCUCGCGACGAUCGAAUCCGCGACUGCCCCCUUCGCCUUCCUCUUCGUCUUCUUCUGACGCUGUGCGGGCUUCGCCGCAUUCCUCCCCGCCUUCACGCCUCAGGCCACCAUCCGCCAACCCCGACGUGUCCUCCAACAUCCUCCUUUUCCUGAUCGGCUUUCGCCUCGUCAACGCCCUCACUGUUCGAACCUUUUUCCAACCAGAUGAAUUCUUUCAGUCUCUCGAACCCGCCUGGAAGAUCGCCUUUGGCACGAACCAGGGGCCGUGGAUAACCUGGGAAUGGGAACACCAGCUGAGAUCCUCACUGCAUCCGCUUAUUUUCGCUGCCGUGUACACUGUUGCAGACCUCGUCGCACGCACUCUCGGACUCACCCCCACAUCACGCGCUGAAUUGCUCAUCGCCGGUCCCGGGAUAACGCAGGCCGUUAUUGCAGCCGUCGGCGAUUUCUAUACUUGGAAGCUAGCUCGGUAUAUUUACGGGGACAGAAGUCAUGAGUCUUGGGCGACGGUACGGAUCCGGUCAAACGCUAUAGAGGCCGAUGCUGAUCAGCUGCAGCUUGCAUUAACCGUCGUCAGCCUAGCUAGUGUGGCUUUAUACCGAAGUGCCUGGGGAGAGAGGCAGACUCUUGCUCGAGAGGCUCUAAUCUGCGGUUCCUCCGUUCUGGCAGUGUCUACUGUUGUUGAUCGUUUCUUCUACGGAUUCUGGACUUUCCCGCCCUUGAGGUUCCUGUACUUCAAUGUCGCCCAGUCUUUGGCAGCAUUUUACGGGAGAAAUGAUUGGAGCUACUACGCCUCUCAGGGAUAUCCGCUUCUGCUCACCACCGCGCUGCCAUUCACACUAGUGGGCUUAUACCGCACUCUGAAAACCCCGCCGAAACUCGAGAAGCAGAAGGGUUCGAUAUUGGUCCAGCUUGCCUCUAUCUCCUUGGCUAUGCCUGCUACGCUGUCCGUCAUUACCCACAAGGAAGUCCGCUUCAUCUACCCUCUGCUGCCGGCUCUGCACAUUCUCAGCGCGUCGCCUUUGGUGGAAUUCUUUAUCCCUGCAUUGACGACUACAAACCGCGAGUACAUUUCUCGACGUCUCACCCUUAUCUUUUUACUGUGGGCGAACGUCGCCAUAGCUAUAUACACGACUCUCUUCCAUGCGUCUGGGGUUAUCUCUGUUUUGUCGUAUAUAAGAGAACAACAUCAGAUUCAUGGAACAGCAAACAUCCCGUCGUUACCAAAGGAGAGUCCUGCGUCCUACGGUGGAAUCACCACGGGCUUCCUCAUGCCCUGUCAUAGCACCCCAUGGCGUUCGCACCUCGUAGAGCCCACUAUUCACGCUUGGGCCCUCUCCUGCGAACCGCCUGUGGGCUUAACUGCAGAGGAGAAAGCAGCCUACCGCGACGAAGCAGAUCAAUUCUAUGACAACCCAACUCAGUUCCUUCAGGACAAUAUGGUUGGCGGUCUGCGACACAUCCCCCGAAGACCCUCCUAUGCGACCCCUCCGAGUUCCCAACGACAACCUACCCAACUCUUUCCGCCUCAUGAAUGGCCGGACUACCUCGUCUUCUUCGCGCAACUCGAACCUACACUGAAAGACGCCCUCCGAGGCUCCUCGUAUGGUGAAUGCUGGCGUACCUUCAACUCAGCUUGGCACGACGACUCGCGUCGUCGCGGGGAUGUGGUAGUCUGGUGUCUUGACCAUGCGAAACAGCAGGCCUGGCAGUCUCAGAAGCAUCAACGCGAGCUCGAGGACCGUGACCGCCAGUUCGACCAUAUCAUAAAGAGGUUCCAGAGGGACGCCACGCCGUCCAAGUCAUGGCAUUGGAGUCACUGGACAUCUCCUUUCUCGAGUCAAUCAAAAUCAUGGUCAUGGCCGUGGGAGCGGAAGAAACGGACGCUGUUCGGGUACGAGCUGCCUGAUCUACCUCAGUGGGGCUGGUUUGGAAAGAGGAAGAAGAAAACUUUGCUGAGCGAUUUUUGGUUUUAA
Messenger RNA from Aspergillus nidulans FGSC A4, 1992 nucleotides. RefSeq names its product putative glycosylphosphatidylinositol-alpha 1,2 mannosyltransferase (gene gpi10). NCBI's taxonomy places the organism in Eukaryota, Fungi, Ascomycota, Eurotiomycetes, Eurotiales, Aspergillaceae. The coding region runs from base 1 to 1992 and encodes 663 amino acids. Gene Ontology annotation, cellular component: endoplasmic reticulum membrane. Gene Ontology annotation, biological process: GPI anchor biosynthetic process. The record is from RefSeq and is a predicted model, not a curated record. Gene Ontology annotation, molecular function: glycosyltransferase activity. The transcript has 4 exons.